This is a messenger RNA of Oryza sativa Japonica Group (Japanese rice), 1895 nucleotides long. Its product is annotated as disease resistance protein RGA2. The record is from RefSeq and is a predicted model, not a curated record. Gene Ontology annotation, molecular function: ADP binding. Lineage: Eukaryota; Viridiplantae; Streptophyta; Magnoliopsida; Poales; Poaceae.
UUUCCGUUCUACAACAGAAAGAAAACAAUUCUUUCGUUUUACAACGUGCUUGAGAAUUUGGAAUUUGGAUACGCUUGGCGAGUAAGCUCGCUGCUGGUUUCCUCUUUCAUGGCUACCGAGGCCAUCGUCUCCGGCGUCGUCGCCGACAUGGCCGGCAGGCUCGUGUCCCUCGUCGCCGGCCACCUGCUGGCCGACCGGAGGGGCGUCGACGACAAGCUGCGGAGGGUGCGGCGCCUGGUCGUCAGGAUCGAGAGCGCGGUGGAGGCGGCCGAGGCGAGGCGGAUCACCGGGCGCGCGCUCCUCGCGUGGCUCUCGGACCUCGUCGACGGCGCGCACCAGGGCCGCUACUUCCUCGACGCGUUCCCCGUGGUGGCGGACCACGACGGCGACGGCGACGUCGAGGUGGCGCCGUCGUCGUUCAACCCCGCCAAGCGGCUGCGCGUCGCGGCGAGGAGGCUGGUGUUCCGCGACGGCGGCGGUGUGGCUGCGGAGCUCGACGGCGUCCUUGCCGACCUAGAGAGUGUCUCCGGCGAUCUCACCGGGUUUAUCAUGAUGCUUCAGAGCUGCCCGCCGGCGAUGCACCGGCCGCUGGCCACGAACAUCUACGCGGACAGCCAGAUGUUCGGCCGGCAGGUCCAGAGGCGCCGCGUCUUCGACUUCUUGCUGCAAGACGGCGACGGCGAUGACGGCGGCGAGCCGGCGGCGGCGGAGCUCGGCGUCCUCUCGAUCAUCGGCCGUUCCGGCCUCGGGAAGACCACGCUCGUGCAGCACGUCUGCGACGACCCCGCCGUGCGCCGCCGCUUCUCGCGGAUCAUCCUGGUGGACUUCCACUGCGUGAGCCUCAUGGCGGCCGGCGAGACGACUGCUCUACUGCGCUCCCUGUUCGCCGCCGCCGCCGCCGCCGCUGGCACGGGGAGCACUAGCAUCUCCGGCGUCGGCGAGAAGCUGAGACUUCUCGAGAAGAAUCUGCGCGGCGAGAGGCUGCUCAUCGUGUUCGACAACGUCGACGCGCGGAGGAGGCCGGCGGUCGACGCGAUCAUGCGGGCGCUGCGGCGCGGCGGCCGGCGAGGGAGCAAGGUCAUCGUGACGAGCAGCGACGCCAGGCACGUCGCGGGCCUCGCCACCGCGGCGGACACCAUCACCCUCCGCCCCCCGCCGCCAGCGGAGUACUGGCUCUUCUUCAAGGCGCACGCGUUCGGCGGCGCGGACGACGCCGACGCCGACCGGCGGCUGGCGGCGGCGGGGCAAGCCAUCGCCGAGAGGCUCCGCCUGCGCGCGUCCUACUUCGGCGGGAAGGCGCUGGGCGCCCUCCUCCGGUGGCGCCCCGACCACCGGCUCUGGCGCAGGGUGCUGAGCAGCGGCGCCGCAGACCUGCCAUGCCUCGGCACCGGCGACUACAUCGCCGCGGCGGCCGGCUGCCUGUUCCCGCCGCACCUGAACCUCCACGGCGUCACCGUCUCCCGCUCGCCGCUGAGAGGUCUCGUCGGCCUCCAUGGCUCCUCCUUGAUGACUCCUCCUCCCACCGACUCCGGCCGCCGCUCGCCGGAGUUGCCCGUGUUGCUGUGCAAGUCAGUCUUCCCUUCCUACUGCCUCUACUACGCCGCGCAUUGCACCAUCGAUGAUACGGAAAUCAAACAGUAAUUUUCUUUUUUUUUUCUGCACGGAUACUGCAAAAAAAAUUGUGCACUGUUCGUGGAUAGUGAUCUGAGUUGUAGUGAUCUGAAGAAAACCAGGCGGCUGCUGCUUGUUGUCACUUGCAUUGAUUCAGCUUGUUGAUAGCGUCUCAAAUCGUCCAGUGAUUUCUUUUACAUAUAGAAAAGUGUAAGAUGAGAAGAUGAGAUGAUGGCAGGAGAGGAGGAAAUGGUUUUCCAUUCCUCCUGAGGUGUUCCCAAAUU